AUGGGACGCACGCUAUGGCUCGAUGGACUUCGAGGUAUUGCUUCCGCCAUUGUCGCCCUGUUCCAUACAACUGAAUUUGAGCCCAAGAGUAUCCUCGGGUUUCUGGAUAACUCGUAUUGGGAUGAUCCACCAGGAGAAAAUCGUCACUUUAUCCAACUGCCACCCAUUCGACUUCUCUUCGCUGGAUCUUCGAUGGUAUCUCUAUUCAUGGUCAUCUCCGGCUAUGCAGUAUCAAUUCCCAUCAUCGCCUCGCGAGACAAUCACUCGCUGAAUCUCGACUUCUUUCAUCGGAUAUGCUCUGCAUCAACUCGCAGAGUUCUUCGAAUCUACCUUCCUACCAUGACAAUACUCUCAAUCUCUUACUUGCUGUACUUUUUGAAUGUCUAUAACUGGGAUCCUCCGGGCAAGGAAUGGCUCUCGGGACUCGAACCAUGGAAAGCACCACUGUCCCAUAUCAUGCAUGUGUUGCGACGAAUUCUGCAUCUACUGGAUGUGACCAAUAAAUGUAUCAACAACAAUUCCGGAAAUUGUCGAUGGGAAGGCAACAAUAUAACUUUGCAGCUUUGGACUAUGCCCGUCGAAUUCCGGGGUUCAUGUGCCGUUUAUCUGUUGGUCCUAACACUGGCUCACUGGAUGCGGCGGCCUCGACUCUGCGCAUUGGCAGUGGUGGCAAUAUACUGGUUUUAUAUUGGACAGUGGGAUCUAUUCUGCUUUGUUGCGGGUUUAUUCCUUGCAGAGAGGGAUAUCGGACUGGGAGCUAUUUACGAAGGAAAUGGGGAAAUCGAGUUACCUUGUCACAAUGGCAACGCAGCCCAGACCACUUUCACGAAAUUGCAAAUGAAAUGGAGAAAGAUGUCUGAAACCAAAACUUUUCACCGAGUUUGCACUUUUUUCUGUUUCAUCAUGGGUAUCUUUUUCCUCUGCAUGACCCAUAACGAUUUUGGGGAACAGACUUUGUCGCCGGAGUAUCAGUUUCUUUAUUUCAUUCGUUCCCCCAACUGGAUUGACUCUGAGACCCUAUCCAGGUCCUGGAAAUCUGUUGGCGCAGUCUUCACUGUCUUUGCAAUCAGUCGAUCUUCUCUUCUUCAACGCCCAUUGAGCUCGCAACCACUGCAAUACUUGGGUAAAAUAUCAUUCCCCCUAUACCUCAUUCAUCCGGUUAUCUAUCUUAUCUUUAAACGGCCAAUUCGGAACAUGCUGUGGUUUAUAGUCACUGGAGCAGCUUUUUCCAGUGAGGCUGAUGCAAAAUCUCAACCUCAAAUGUUCAUUGCAGCUUGGGCAGGUUCAAGUAUGAUAUGUGGGUUGAUUCUUGUUGUGGCCUCAGAGAUAUGGUAUCGAUUCGUUGAUUUAAAAUGCUUGGAAAUCGGGAGACGGUUUGAAAAAUGGGUCACUCAAUGA
Messenger RNA from Penicillium malachiteum, 1398 nucleotides. Its product is annotated as acyltransferase family protein. Gene Ontology annotation, cellular component: membrane. The transcript has a single exon. Gene Ontology annotation, biological process: polysaccharide biosynthetic process. Gene Ontology annotation, molecular function: acyltransferase activity, transferring groups other than amino-acyl groups. The record is from RefSeq and is a predicted model, not a curated record. Lineage: Eukaryota; Fungi; Ascomycota; Eurotiomycetes; Eurotiales; Aspergillaceae. Bases 1 to 1398 code for a protein of 465 amino acids.